Molecule: messenger RNA, 844 nt
Organism: Micromonas commoda
Lineage: Eukaryota; Viridiplantae; Chlorophyta; Mamiellophyceae; Mamiellales; Mamiellaceae
Exons: 1
Coding region: 1-711 (236 amino acids)
Molecular function (GO): peptidyl-prolyl cis-trans isomerase activity
Source: RefSeq, a predicted model, not a curated record
AUGAAUCACGCGACGCUCGCCACCGCCGCCGCGGGUAUCACCGUGCGCGUGACCCGGGGCCGCGCGCUCCGCGGGACCCGCCGCCCCGCCCGCGCGCGCCCGCUCGCCCCGCCCCGGGCCGCUAAGGACGGCGAUCGGCUCGAUGCGCCGAGCUCCGCGUUGAACUCCUCGCGCCGCGUCGCGCUCGGAGGCGCCGCGCUCGCGACCCUCCUCGCGACCCUCCCGACUCGCGACGACGCCGUCGCGUCGGACGCGGGGGACUGGUCCAGCCCCGGGCUCGCCGCCGAGGAUCCCCUGCCCGACGUCAAGUACGUCAAGACGGGGGACGGACUCGUGUACGAGCAGGUGAACCAGGGCGCGGGCGAACCCGCCAAGGCUGGCGACGUGGCGGUGUUCCACUGGAUCAUCCGCCGCGCGAACGGGUACUUCAUAUACGGCAGCAUCGACUGCGGGAUCGGGUGCGGCAACGGCGACCCGUCCGAGUACAGGCUCGGACCCGACGGGAACCUCAUCGCGGGGUUGGAUGAGCUCCUGACGGGGAUGAGGCCCGGGGAGAAGCGACGCGCGCUCGUGCCUCCCGCGCUCGGCUACGUGCGAAAGGGGAUGGAGCCGCAACCGCCGGAGUUUGGCCAGAAAAGGCAGGUGGAGGCGCACGCGAACGAGCCCCUGGUGUUCGAGGUGAAGCUCAUCAAGACGAGAACCGGGGCGUGACGCAUCGUCAUUGGACGAAAACGGGCACAUGCGGAUGACGAGCGGUUUCGAGGGAUGAACCGCGCGCGGGUCGUUCGAAGAUUCGCCACGAGGGGAUAAAAUAAAUCGCGAGAUGAAUGAAUCGAUCGCCGAC